AGUUUUUUUUUUUUUUGUUUAUAAAAAUGUUCAAGAUUUUACUUCUGUCUUAAAGUCAGUCUAUCUAGAUCUAAUUUAGAUCGAGUUUACGUGUUUACGUUACAACAGACUCUAACAGAGUUCGAAUUCUGUUAUAAAAAAAUCAUAUAAAUUGGAAAAUUAAAGCUUCAAACCAACUUCAUGACUAUUGAAUCCAAUCAUGAUAAACGACUCUGUAACUGGGUUAGAGGAAGUUAUCAAAUGUGUAGUGGUUGGAGAUUCUGGAGUUGGGAAAACUUAUCUGACAUGUGCCUUUGCUUGUAAUGCUAAAUACAGCUUAGAGAAAUUGGUCAAGCCUCAUCAAGCAACUGUAUGGGCUAUAGACCAUUAUCAACAUGACAAAGAGAUUUUAGAGCGUUCCUUAUGUAAUAUUGAUGGCUGUCAGGUGUCUUUGAGAAUAUGGGACACAUUUGGAUAUCAUGAACAAGACAGAUCCUUUGCCUAUAGAGAGGCUGACGUUAUCAUUCUAUGCUUUAGUGUGCUCCAGCCUAUGUCCCUUCGAAAUAUUCAGCGUAUCUGGUACCCAGAAAUAUGUCGCCACACCGAAAAUACACCAGUGGUACUCUGUGGUACUCAAGCAGACUUAAGAUACUUGUGUUUAGAUGCCAGCCUUAUAGAGAUGGAGAAAGGCUUCUUUUUUAGGCAUGCAUCUCCUAAGGAUAUUAUCAUACCCAGUGUUGCUAAGGCUGUGGCCCAGGACAUUGGUGCUCCCUAUUAUGAAACAAGUGUGCUGAACCAUUAUGGUGUUUGUGAUGUCUUUAUUAAUGCUGCAAGGGCAGCUCUUGUGGAGAGACAUAAAACUGCCUUUUGGAAGACACAAUUAAAAAAGGUGAAACGUCCACUCAUUCAGGCACCUAUGAAAAUGCCAGUGCCUUCAUUUCCGGACAUCAAAAUAGCCAAAAACUUUCUUAAGUCUGACAUUUCAUCUCUUCUAAAAAGCAAAUCCGAGUGUGACAUUUGUUUUCUGGUUCAGGGGCAGAAAUUUCAAGCUCAUCGCAUUUGUUUAUCAGUGGUAUCAGAUUUUUUUAGACAGCUGUUUUCUCUGGAACCACUUAUGAAAUUCAAAGUCAACAGAAGGAAAAGUGAUUUGCUAUGCUGUAAAUACCCUGAAAGGUUUACACCUCCGGAGAAAACUUUUAAUGACAGUUUUUUAGAUGAAAUGUUGUUAAAUAACUCAGAAAGAUUUCCUCUGAAAUUAGCCUUUAAUCAUCCAUCAGUCCAAUCCAUUGAAAUAUAUUUAGAGACAGAUCUGUUUGAGUCCCCUCACAAUGUCUUUCAAACAUAUGUAACACUGUGUGAAGAGAUCUCAGCUGAAUCAUUCUCAGUCAUUCUUCAUUACUUGUAUGCUGGCAGACUGGAGUGUCAUGAGAGGAAUUUAUUGGAAGCUAGAAAGACAGCAGAACUUCUUAAGCUAACAGAUGUAGUGACUGUCAUUGAAAAUGUUUUGUCUGGUCAGAGUUAUCUUAAUUUGACCUUGGAAAAACAAUUUCAUGAAGACCGAAUUGUUAAUUUGAGAAAACUUGCACUGCAUUCUAACUUUCUUGAAGACAUUUCCUUUCAAGUAGAUAAUGGUAUUGUUUCGGCUCACAAACCACUGUUGAUGGCUAGAUGUGAAAUGAUGUCUGCCAUGUUCACUAAUGAUUUUAUUGAAUCUGCUUCUGACAUUAUACCAUUUCCUGGAAUUACUGUAGAAACAUUUAGAGCUUUAAAAGAAUAUUUGUAUACGGGGGAGUCUCCUAGCCUUGCUGAUGUUGACUGUAUCAUGCUGAUUGAAGUGGCCAAUAGAUUAUGUCUACCACAACUUGUCAAUAUGGUUGAAGCAUCUGUGGUGCAGGAACUUCUUACCUAUGACAAAGAUGAAAUGUUACAAGAUGCUAUAACACUUCUAGAACCAUCUGAGCUUUACAAUGCCCAACAAUUGUCCAAGUUCUGUCAGUAUAUCUUGAGUAUUAAUUAUAUGGAUGUGAAACACAAGCACUUGAAAUUGUUUUUAGAACUUCCUGUAGAAAAGCAACGACUGAUAGCUGAGAGUCAAUGGCCUCCAAUAUGGUAUCUAAAUGAAGUGGAUCAGUACAGCAAAAGUCAGCCCUAUGCUUCAUAUCAGCAAAUAGUAGGUCAAGAAUGUAACAAAAGUUUAGGCUGUUGGUGGUUUGUUUGUAGAACUAAACAUUAAAGAUGCUUAGAUGAGUGAAAUAUUUAAAAUUUACCAGUCAACAUUUUUUGUCCAUUUCUUGCUUGCUUUUGUUUUCAUCAAAAGGUUUUUUGUUUCAGAAUUAUUUUAAUAUCUACAACACAACAUAGCCAAAUUUAUGUAUGUAUAUAUGUUUACAUCUAAGUGACCUUAUUUUAUGAACCUUCCAUUUUGAUUUAUUCUGAAAGUGUUGAAAAGAAAUUAAAGAAAUUGUCUAACAAUGUUGCAAAAAAAAACUUUUUAAAUUACCUUGAUAUUAAUGCCAUUUUAAAUAUGUGUGAAAAUGGGAUGUUUAAAAAUGCCAUUUGAUUCAUACUUUGAGAUUUAACCAAAUACGCUUUGUUCUGUUAUAUUUAUAAUUUAAUGUUUUACAUAUUAUAUGCUUUAACCUUUUGAAACUUUCAAACUCAAUUUAAGGUUAUCAUUUUUACUACCUUUUGUUUUUUUACCUCUUGUGUUCGUCUACACAGGUGUUAUUAUUCCAAAAAGAAAGGGCAAAAGAAAUAGAUGUAAGACAUAUGUAAUGGAGAAUGGAUAAAAAUGCUGCAUAUAACUAAAUACUGCUCACACACGCACACAAAAGUCAAACAUUCAAUCAUCAUUAAUCAUGAGAAAUAAUAAUAUAAACAUUCUGAAUUGUAAAAAAGGAAUGUUUAUUGCAUAUUUCUUAUUUUUUAAAAGUAGAAGUGUAAUAUGUCAAAAGUUACAAUUGCAUUUUCAUUAUCCUCUGAUUUUACAACUGUUUUAAAAGUUUGACUACUACUAUGCCAUUUACUACCAACAUAUGUAUUGAUUUAUUUCUUAUGGGUAAGUGAUACCUUUAUUUAGUCUUUACACAGUCAGUUGCUUUUCAUUUUUGUUCUUCAAUUGGAAACUGUUUGGUUUAUUUGUUGAGUGCUUGUUGACUUGUGUGCAAUUCUUACAUUUAGAUGACCACUUACCUGUAUAUUGACUUGUUAAUGAAUGAUAUUAACUCACAAACUGAUGUUUCUUAUGAUUUUAUGAUCAAUAAUAUUCAUGCUACAUUUUAAAAUAACAUUGUAUGCUCCCUGAUUGUAUUAUUAAAAUGUAAGAUUCUUUUGUUCUAAAUAAAAUAUGUAGAAAAUUCUUUGUAAAGAGUUUUUUUUUUAAAUAAUUUAGGAUGCUAUGUUGCUUCUGUAUCAUAUAUAUACAUAAAAGAUUCUAUCCUUGCAAGAUUUUUUGUGUGCAAAUAAAUUAUAAAUGUUGACUUCAUAUAUAAAACAUAUAUAGGAGAUGAAAGUCAGUACUGUAAAAGUGGCUUGUUACACUAACUUAAAUAAAACCAUUAUUUAUAGCA
Molecule: messenger RNA, 3548 nt
Organism: Biomphalaria glabrata
Lineage: Eukaryota; Metazoa; Mollusca; Gastropoda; Planorbidae
Product: rho-related BTB domain-containing protein 1-like
Exons: 10
Coding region: 200-2212 (670 amino acids)
Biological process (GO): small GTPase-mediated signal transduction
Molecular function (GO): protein binding; GTPase activity; GTP binding
Source: RefSeq, a predicted model, not a curated record